AUGUUUCUCUCCCAUCAGCAGCAGCCCCGCGCGGAGAGAGAGCGCCUUGCCGCACACAGUCGUCCAUCGUCGUCGGGUCGCAGCGCGUGUACACCGGACAUUGAGAUACAUCGGACUCGUCGCCGCAGCAAAUAAGCAUCAAUCGACAACGGCUGUUUGACGCGUCGACUUUUAACGGAUCAUUUGACUUGGUUCUAAGAACGAGCCGCGAAAAUAGAGAAAAUGCCGGGUUUCAGCAGCGUGGGUACCUUCAAGAUCUUCAUCGGCAACUUGGCCGACAAGACGACCAACGCCGACAUCAAGCCGCUCUUUGAGAAGUACGGCAAAGUCUUCGAAUGCGAUGUCGUCAAGAACUAUGGCUUUGUGCAUAUGGAGAAUGAGGAAUCUGGCAGAAACGCCAUCCAGAACUUGAACGGCCAGCUGGUUCAUGGCCAACCCAUCAAGUGUGAGGCUGCCAAGAGCCGCAAGGGUCCCAACACUCCAACAACCAAGAUCUUUGUUGGAAACCUGACCGAUAACACCAAGGCUCCCCAGGUUCGCGAGCUCUUCGCCAAGUACGGCACCGUUGUAGAGUGCGACAUCGUGCGCAACUACGGCUUCGUCCACCUUGAGGCCACCGGCGACGUCAAUGACGCCAUCAAGGAGCUUAACGGUCAGAUCGUCGAUGGUCAGCCCAUGAAGGUGCAGAUCUCGACCAGCCGCGUGCGGCAGAGGCCUGGUAUGGGCGAUCCCGAACAGUGCUACAGGUGCGGCCGUGGUGGUCACUGGUCCAAGGAGUGCCCCAAGGGAGGUAUGGGCGGUGGACCAGACAGGAAUGGAUUCAGAGACAGGAUGUUCGGACGCGACCCCUACCCACCACCACCACCACCACCCUUCCUGCGUGACAGGCUUAUGGGUGGAGCGCGCUUUGGCAGCUACCCGCCUUUCCAAGACUACGACAGCUACUAUGAUCGCCGAGGCUUUGAUGAUACCAGGGACUUGUAUGAGAGGAGGUUCACAGGAAUGACCGGAAUGUCGGGUAAUGACGGCUCUCAGAUUCCCGCAGGUAUGGGCUCGAUGCGUGACACUGGAUUUUCUCGCGGCCAGGACUACGGCAUGUUCAGCCGCCGAUCGCCACCACCAGCCGGUAACAACGGCAGAUUCAGUAGAGGCAUGUACGAGGACUUCAGCCGAGACUCAUUUGAAGAGCGUAGACCGGGAAUCCGAGGGCCAUCGCCGUCGCGCCGGUUCGCACCAUACUAAAGCGCCGCCGUCUACGUCGUCGUCGCCGCCAUCCGCCGCCUACGCCGUCGUCGCCGCCGUCGCGCGAGCGCCUCCUCCGCCGGCCGGGAUAAUCUCGGAUCGGGUGUGUCUGUGUGUCGCGGGUCUGUGAGAGAUGAUGAUGCCGCCGUCGUCCACGCCGUCGUCGGUGACCUUAACAAUACUGAGCCGGGGUACGAAGCGUUGCGUUCAAGCAAUGCCACGCACACAACACACACGUCGCUGAUUAUAAGAGCAGGAAGCCUCGGGAUCGACAGUUAUCAAUCAAUUAAGAUUCAAGGUGUGUGUGCGGUAAAUAGAAAAGAACAUUUUGGCCGGCGCUGACGCUGUCGACGUCGUCUUCGUCCUGUUGUCUCUGUUGUUGUUCUUACACGAUAUCUAAACUGAAACAACCAAAACACAACACUCACAACACACAUAUACGCUCUUCACAUGCUCUAUCACACUGUCGAAUUAGGUACGCGCGAAGGUCUGCCGCUAUCACUGCGAUAUCAAGAUACAGGCAAUUUGUUUUAUAUAUACGAGUAUUAUUCUGUCCACGUAUAUUAUGUGUUUAAUAUACAUUAAUCUGUGUAACGUGUAAAAUCUAAACAAAGAACGAGUCUUUACAGAGCUGUUACUGGUACAAGUACAGCCUUCUAGUAACUAGUGAGAUAAGCGUUAACGCAGUGAGAUGGUGCGGGGAGAUCUUGCUUAACAUUAAAAAUCAGUUUCAUUUAUUCUUUAUAUCCUAGUAUAUAGUGUAUACAUAUAGCAUUGCGAUCAGCUCGCGCGCGCACGCAUGAGAAAAUUUGCCGAACGAUCGGCGGCGGUUGUAAAAAUGAAUAUCAAUAUACAAUGUAUAAAUUUUAUUUUAUACCAAGGCAUAGUAAUUUCUCGUGUAUAAUUUAGGUUAGAUAAGACAAACAAAUUACUAUGUGAGUGUGAAUUUUUUUAUGCGUGAUCUAUAUAAACUUUUGUAAAUCAACUUUUUUUCAAGCGUUUAGCAUGUAGUGAUGAUUUUUAAUGUUGCACUCUCUCCCCAAGCGCGGAUGCAGAAAAACUCGACAGGCCCUCGCCCUGACGAUCGACAGUUAUUAACAUUUAAGUAUGAUUAUCUGUAGACUUUUGACCAAUGAAGACAGAACUAAUAAAUCUAAAAACAGAAGAAAAAAAUGAAAGACAAGAAUUAGAUUUGAUUUAUAUGAAAAGUGAUAUGAAAGUAUAAUUGAUUAUUGAAAGAAACAAAAAUUAAUCGUCUUCGUUACUCCUCGUGGCAAAUGAACGAUUUUUAUCGGUCGGACCUUGUGAAACUUAGGCUCGGAUGAAGCCUUCGUACGUAAUCCCUCGCUUUACGUCACUUAUCGUUGUUUUUAAGUACGCUUGUGUAGACAUGCAAUCAGCUAUAAUUUUUUAUAUAAAGAAAACGCGCAUUUUCGACGCGCCUUCAGCUACAAAUAGCGAUUGCAGCCUCUUCGAGUCCGCGACUACUACUGUAGUUUGCCAUUACAUCGGUAUUUUUCAUUGUUCAUAGGCGAAUUGCAAUCGCAUUCGUAAAAGAAUACGCGUCGAGGUUUAACAGGAGUUGAGUAAGAUGCUGUCACGAUGAUUUACAGUAUCGUAGAUUCGCGUAUACAUGCAUUACAUUUAACAUAAAAGUUGACACAUUUUGACACAAUCAAAAAACACACACACACACACAUACAUAUAAACAUGAUACACGGAAUCUUAUAAUUAUUAAGUGUCAAGUGAUUAUCGUUAAAUUGCACCAAUUUAAUAAGACAAUCGACGAAUUUAUUCUCUGCGUUUCGAGAGGCAGCGAUGCCUCGCCCUUUCAGUAACGUUUAUUAUACGGAUUAUAUACUAUCUCGAUGCACGUAUUGUAAUACUUUAGCGGGUACAUCAACUUGUGUAAAAUUAAUUGCUAAUUUGACUAACGGCAGAUUUUUCGGCGAUAUCGCUCGCGAGGACUGAUUUCACGGCUUGCGACAAUUUUGCAAUUACUUUUCUCAGUUUGAAAUUCAACAAGAACAGAAUGUCCACCAAUACGAAAUAAUUGUCAAUAGGGUUGUAAUUCGGGAAAAUUCAAGAUCGCAGGCGGCUGCAUCGGAGAAAUCUGUCGUUACUUUUAUUGUCAGUUUCGAUUGUUCUGCGGUUCGCUUUCGUGUAUAUUGUUCCAACGACAUGUGUUUUGCCCGAGGAGUAAAAGUUAGCGUGAGCGAGAGAGAAGUAAAAAAACGAAUAUACUAUCACAGUGUAUUGUGGUCCGAGUAUCUCUAUCUGUACGAGAACAAUUAAAUAAUUGAAGGUAAACAAAUAAGUGACACAAAAAUAAAAUUAAAAUUAGCUUGUAGUCGAUAACGAAAUCUAUCUCUACUAUAUGCAACAAAAAAAUUGUCGGCUCGUUUUUAAUAUUUUGUGCAAAAAAUCAAGGAAUGAUAUAUAAGAGUAAAAUGAAAAAAAUAUAGAAGUAAAGCGAGAGAGAGAGAGAGAGAAAGAGAAAGAAGUAAUGAUUAACGAUAUAGUACACGCGGCGCAAGUUUUGCAUCGAGUUUUUCUCUUAAAAUAAAAAUUCCGCUAGAGUGAAAGCUAAGUAACGAGAGCAAGAGAAAACAAAACUUUUUUUGUAAGAUUCGUGUUUUUUCACUAUAUAUAUAUAUACACAAUAAAUAUAUAUUACGAUGCGAUAGUAAUAUUUCCCCCCCAUUUACCGCCCCCAAAUGAAUAAGCCAAUAAAGAAAUCUGUGUAAUACAACAAAUGUAAUACUUGUGGAAAUUCAGAACAAUGAACGAAACGUGAUUUGUUU
This is a messenger RNA of Nasonia vitripennis (jewel wasp), 4046 nucleotides long. It is a transcript of the gene lark, whose product is annotated as RNA-binding protein lark. The transcript has 7 exons. The record is from RefSeq and is a predicted model, not a curated record. Gene Ontology annotation, biological process: purine ribonucleoside salvage. NCBI's taxonomy places the organism in Eukaryota, Metazoa, Arthropoda, Insecta, Hymenoptera, Pteromalidae. The coding region runs from base 223 to 1242 and encodes 339 amino acids. Gene Ontology annotation, molecular function: adenosine kinase activity; zinc ion binding; mRNA binding. Gene Ontology annotation, cellular component: cytosol; nucleus.